Messenger RNA from Glossina fuscipes, 1143 nucleotides. Its product is annotated as calphotin. The record is from RefSeq and is a predicted model, not a curated record. NCBI's taxonomy places the organism in Eukaryota, Metazoa, Arthropoda, Insecta, Diptera, Glossinidae. Bases 75 to 1028 code for a protein of 317 amino acids. The transcript has 4 exons.
AUAACCGUAUCAUAGUUUCAGCUAAAAACAUUCCUUCCUAAAGCCAGCAGAUAAACGUAAAUCGCUUUAUAAAAAUGAACAAAUCGAUUUUCAUUGUUUUUGCUUUAAUUGGUGGCGUAUUGGCUCAGUCAGGUAUUUUAAGUCCUGCCGUACCUGCUGCUUUUGCGCCCGCAUUAACUUAUGCUAACGCCCCAUUGUAUGCGGCCGGUGGUAGUCAACAAGUUGAUAUACGUCACAAUUACGAUGGAACUUUAUCGUCUUAUACGACAGCACCUUUCGCUUAUGCUGGUCCAUUUUCAAGCCGAUAUGCGACCGGCUUACCGACGGCUACUUUUACUGCUGCCACGGCUCCUUAUAUCGCAUCAUAUCCUGCUGCCUAUGCCUCGCCUGCUGCUAUAGCAGCCGCACCAGCUCCUCUGGCACUUCUAGUGUUCGAGUGUAUUAUUCUAAAACCAGUGGUGGAAUUGCGUAUCAACAAUCAACUCACUAAAAUGUUGCACCUGAAAGUGACUUUCGCUUUAAUUGCUUUGUGCGCCGUUGUAUUCGUUCAGGCGAAGCCAUCGCAUCCUUUCGAUUUUCAUGCAUUACCGGAACACUUUGCUUAUGCGACACCUGAAUUUUUGCACUCUGCACCGCUACCAAUAGGACCGUCACCUCUAUGGCCUGCGCCAGCUCCACUAUUUGCCGCACCAGCUCCAGCUCCGUUAUUACCUGCUCCAGCUCCGUUAUUACCUGCUCCAGCGCCUUUACUGCCAGCGCCAGCUCCCCUAUUGCCAGCACCGGCUCCUUUAUUACACACACCAGUAUUAGCGGCUCCGGCUCCUUUACCCGUUCCGCUACCCGUUCCACUCGCUCCAAUACCAACAUAUCGGGCUAUACCCGGUCCCAAAACUACCACGCAUCAUGUAUCAGUUGGCUACGCAUUUCCUCAAGCGGUCGUCGCUAGGCCUAUAGUCGCACCGCAUGCCCAUUUCCAUGCGGCGCCAUUAUCAUGGGCUCAUCACCAUCACCAUCAUAGUCUUUUCUAAACAUCGUUUCGCAUUACUAAGCAAAACGAUUUCAUUUAGAACUUGUACUCAUAUAGCAAUUAUUAUACCAAAAUUUAAAUAACUAUUAUUAUUACAGAGACUAAUUUAUUUAACC